CUCUGCAGCGCAGGCAGCCCCAAACUACAUCGAGAAGCCGGGGACGCCCCCUCACAUCCCGUGUGCUCAUUCAAGGUUGAUGAUGAUGAUGAUCAUGAUGGUGAUGUUGACGGUCUCUCAAGCUCACUAAAGGAACAGCAUGGAGAUUGGCACUCUGCACUGCUAAUGGGGUCAUGGGACACACAUUGUCAUUGAUCACUUGUGUGGAUUUAACCAGUGAGGAGCAGCAGAAACUGCUAGAAGGGCGUCAAGAAUUAACACAGCACUGAAGGUCGUUGAAUCCUGUUCUUUUAAUUUCUACUUGGAAGAAUGUCUGAGCAAGGUAAAGCAGAAGAAGCUGGAAAUGAGCAAGACUCAGCCAUCUCUCAGCAAGAAAAUUGCAUCCUUAAUACAACUGAAUGCUCAGAGGCAGAUGAUAAAGAGGAAAAUGGCAAAUCAGACCAGAAACGAGGGGCUAACCAGAACCAGCAGAAAAAGAGAUCCAAGCCAGGAGGGAAGGGAAAACUUGUACGAAGCCUCGCUGUAUGCGAAGAAUCAUGCCCUCGUCUGGAAUCAGAGAAUGACAAUCAGGAAUCAAUACAGCUACAGCUUUCAACCUUCCCCAGCCUACAAGAAGAGGAUAAAUCUAGUAAAGAUGACUCUGAGAAAGAAAAAGAGAAGGAUAAAAACAAAGAAAAAGAUAGAAACAGUGAAAAGUCCAAGAUAAGAAUGUUAUCAAAAGACUGCAGCCAAGAGUACACAGACUCAACAGGAAUAGAUUUGCACGAAUUUCUGGUUAACACAUUAAAGAACAAUCCUAGAGAUAGAAUGAUACUGUUAAAAAUGGAGCAGGAAAUAAUUGAUUUUAUUAGUGACAACAGUAAUCAUUAUAAAAAGUUCCCCCAGAUGUCGUCGUAUCAGCGAAUGCUGGUGCACAGAGUGGCAGCUUACUUUGGCAUGGAUCACAACGUGGAUCAGACUGGAAAAUCGGUAAUUAUCAACAAGACCAGCAAUAUGAGAAUACCAGAGCAAAGGUUUUCUGACCAUUUAAAAGAUGACAAAGGUGAAGAAUCCCAGAAGCGAUUUAUCUUGAAGCGAGAUAACUCUAGUAUUGAUAAAGAAGACAAUCAGCAAAACAGAAUUCAUCCAUUUAGAGAUGACAGACGAAGUAAAUCAAUUGAAGAGAGAGAAGAGGAGUAUCAGAGGGUGAGGGAGAGAAUAUUUGCACAAGAUUCAGUUUGCUCCCAAGAAAACCUUUUUGUGGAUAACAGGCUCCUAGAGGAUAGCAUAUGCAAUGAAACUGUUAAGAAAAGACAGCUCUUCAGGGGUAACAGAGAUAGCACAGGGAAGGCAUCUGGCAGUCGGCAAAGCAGUACAGAUAAUGAACUGAAAUGGACAGACCACCAGAGGCCGUGGAGCAGCACUGACUCAGACAGUUCCAAUCGCAACUUGAAGCCAGCCAUAACAAAGACAGCAAGUUUUGGUGGAAUAACCGUUCUGACAAGAGGAGACAGCUCCUCGAGUAACAGGAGUACCGGCAAACUGUCUAAAACAGGUUCAGAGUCUUCCAGCAGUGCUGGGUCCUCAGGAUCUCUGUCCCGAACACAUCAGCCUCUCCCAAGCGCAUCCCUCGUGCCUGGAGUUACAGCUGCCUCUUCAAGCACGGUUUCCUAUACAGAGAAUGGGAUAGGUGGUCAGGUGGUCCCUAGCAACACCAGCUAUAUCAUACUUCCACUUGAAGCCACAGGAAUACCACCAGGAAGUAUCCUGCUCAAUCCACACACAGGUCAACCAUUUGUAAACCCUGAUGGUACACCGGCUGUAUACAACCCACCCAGCAGUCAGCAACCAAUUAGGAGUCAGAUAGUUGGACAGUCUCAACAACCACCUUCAUCUCAACAACCUGUGCAGCAACCACAGCAACAAAUGGCAAGCCACCUUGUCACACAGUCAGUUCAGGCUCUGCAGCCCUCCUCCCAAUCAGUGCCGUACCCAGCCGUUUCCUAUCCUCCUCAGCAUCUUCUGGCAGUGUCUCCAACGCAGCAGUUUCCUCUGCGAGAUGACAUGACAACACAGUUUAGCCAGAUGAGCUUAAGUCGCCAGUCCUCAGGAGACAACCCUGACUCACCUUCUGGUCCUGUCUACCCAUCACCUAUUAUACAGCAGUCUUCCCCACAGACUGGUUACGUCAUGGCAUCCCCAAGCCAGCAGCUCCCUCCUGGAGGUUUUACAGGUUCAGGUCCACCAGUAUCUCAACAGGUCCUGCAAGCCGCACCUCCACCCCAGGGAUAUGUACAGCAACCACCACCUGCUCAGAUGUCUGUGUAUUAUUACCCAUCUGGUCAAUACCCUACCUCAGCAACUCAGCAGUACAGACCCAUGGCCUCAGUUCAGUACAAUGCGCAGCGGAGUCCACAAAUGCCACAGACUACGCAGCAAGCAGGUUACCAGUCUGUCUUGUCUAGUCAACAACAAGGAUUCCAAGGACUCCUGGGAAUACAGCAGCCUCCCCAACCUCAGAACCUAAUGAAUAAUCAACAGGGAAAUCAGGUGCAAGGCAUGAUGGUCCAGUACCCAGCCAUGUCGUCUUAUCAGGUGCCAAUGACCCAGGGUUCUCAAGGACUGCAGCAACAGUCGUAUCAACAGCCAAUUAUACUACCUAAUCAAUCAGGUCAAGGAACACUUACAGCCACUGGAAUGCCCGUUUACUGUAAUGUCAUCCCACCCUCCCCACAGAACAAUCUACGUUUGAUUGCACCACACUGUCCUUCUAACAAUGUCCCAGUUAUCUCUGCCAACUGCAGGACAAACUGUGCAAAUAUUAACAAUCCCGGAUGGCAGGUCAAGUACUGAAACUGUGAAUUCUUAGUACAGAU
This is a messenger RNA of Varanus komodoensis (Komodo dragon), 2855 nucleotides long. It is a transcript of the gene ARPP21, whose product is annotated as cAMP regulated phosphoprotein 21. The coding region runs from base 310 to 2832 and encodes 840 amino acids. The record is from RefSeq and is a predicted model, not a curated record. Gene Ontology annotation, cellular component: cytoplasm. The transcript has 21 exons. NCBI's taxonomy places the organism in Eukaryota, Metazoa, Chordata, Lepidosauria, Squamata, Varanidae. Gene Ontology annotation, molecular function: nucleic acid binding.